This is a messenger RNA of Halichondria panicea, 2326 nucleotides long. RefSeq lists its product as uncharacterized. The record is from RefSeq and is a predicted model, not a curated record. The coding region runs from base 1083 to 1793 and encodes 236 amino acids. Lineage: Eukaryota; Metazoa; Porifera; Demospongiae; Suberitida; Halichondriidae. The transcript has 2 exons.
AGUGGUCAGGUCAGAGGUCAGAAUAGCCAUGUGAUCUAGCAAAAUGUUGUAAUGUUUUGCUAAAGUGACUUUUUGUGGCGUAUUGUGACUCUGUUUGUGGUUUUAUAAUGAUAUUCAUCAAUUUUUUUUAUUUUUUUUGCCUGCCACCCUGGUCUGUUUUUGGAGAUUAUAAAUGUGAAACAUAAGAUCAAUUUGUGGCCUUAUAUUAGUAUGAUUGACUAUGAUGUAAUGUAUAUGUUGUUAGUAAUACUGUUUACUGACUUAUGUCAUGUGAUUUGCCAUGUGUGGAUAUAAGUUGUUACUGUCACCAGAGAUUGAAGAGAAGGGGAUAUGAAACUAGAUCACGUGAGCUUAUGUGCUCAAUGUAAAUCAGAGUAAAAAGUUUAGGCACUCCGCGUUGCUAUAAAAAUGGCGGUUUAAUUUGUAAAUAAAACAAAACAGGCCCAUGGGAAGCUGGAUGACUCACUUGAAGAAUUAUGAUCAUAUAAUUGACUAGCCACAGAUUGUUUUAAAAUAUUUUUUGUGGCAAUAAAAUCCAGAACGCCAGAUUCCCUGGUUUAUUGGCUAUACUAGCCUUUGUGGGACUGUAGCAGAAAGCAACACGGAUUGUAUGUACACGUCAUCAAGUUUCAUAUCCCUCUCUCUUCAAUCUCUGCUGUCACACUGAAGUGCUUUACAGUGGAGGUCCUGCCGAGACAUCCAUUCUCAUCGGGACCUACAGAAGUGAAAAGCAAUCGAUUUUGCUUCUAAACAGAAGAAUUAAGACUAUCUCCUUUUAGAGGACUAGCACUGAACUGAAGAAACCUCCACGCGAAAACGUGUGCAGUACACUUGGAACGCAUCAUGGAUUCUCCGACGAUGGAAGAAAUAGAAGAAAUAGUGGUGGACACUGAGCUACCUUCAGGAUUCUCUCUGACCAGACCUGUGCCCCUGAGCUCUCGGAAGCUGACUGUUCCUGUGAUCAAGGCCAUUGCCGUUGCAAUGGGACUGCCUGACACUGGAUCAAAGGAGGAGACACUCCUAAUGAUAGAGGGGAAGCUGGUAGAAGAGGAACGUGGUAUACUCCUGACGUUCAGUUGGCAAUGGAGGCCCCUGAAGAGAUUGUGCUGCAGCUGCUGGAUGCCGAAGGUGCCUUCCUCCGGAUCGGACUGCAGAGAGCUGAGGACAGACUAGGAGAGGACAGACUGGGAGAGGACAGACUAGGAGACACAGAUGAAGGUGAAACUGACCGAGAAGAAGGUCACGAGGAAGGAGCUGAUCCCACACUGGAGCAGAUGCAAGACGAGAACCGGCUCCUCACAGAGGAGGUAAGCUCCAUGAGAAUAAAGUUACAGAGCGUUAAUGUACGAAUGAAAGAUUUGUGGAAAGCUAAUUGUUCGCUAGCUAGAGAAUUUGAAGAGGUGGUACAAUGUAAAGAUGAUGAAAUAGCCGAGCUAAAACGUCAGUUAGCAAGUACGAGCAUUGUAGUACCUACGUUGAGGGCAAUGGCCCCUGAAUUUAUGCAUGGUACAAUUACUGUGUCUGAUGAUGUUACUAUCGGGGGCAUUACCCCAGUAGAACGGACAGUGGGUGGUGCUAGACGUGGUAGAGCACCGCCAGUAGACCCCUAUUCCGGGGAAGAUGAGUGUAUCCGGCUAGACGACUGGCUGUCUGCCCUGACCCGAACGUCAACCUGGAAUCGAUGGACCGAGGAGGACCAGUUAAUCCAACUAGCUGGACACCUGAGGGGGCGUGCCCUUCAGGAGUGGGACUUGAUCCCUAGUGAGGACAAGCAGACCUACACACUGCUAUAGGCUCCCUCAGAGAACUUUUAGAUUCUGGGGGGCGAAUGCUAGCUGUCCAGGACUUCCGUCAUGCCUCACAAAAAGACGAAGAAACGGUAGCCGAUUUCAUACGUAGGCUAGAAAGGCACUUUAGAGUGGCCUAUGGUAGAGAUGGUUUAUGGCAGAGAUGGUUUGGGUAGCGAAACCAGGAUAGUCAGCUUCAGGAGGGACUAAGACUCGAGCUGAUGAGAGCCCCGUCUGUAUCCGGUGCGGAAACCUACCCAACCUUAUGUCUAGCUGCUAAAAACGAGGAACGUCGUAUUGCAGAGAAUAAAAAACGACAGCUAUACCGAAAGUCUAGUGGCAAUCAGCCACGGAAUCCCAAUAGCCUCCCUAACCAGCCUCGGAAUCCCGAUGGCCCAAGCCAGAUGAAUAGGAGAAGCAGACCAAAUCCCCAGAACUAAACUAACAUGCUAUAAUUGUAGUGAGACUGGUCACUUUGCAAACGAAUGCAAGAAACCUAGAACAGAGAGUAAAGGCAGAACUAUACCUAAGUCGUCUUA